AUGGAGAGACCGGUUGAUGCCUUGAUCGUCGGGGCUGGGUUUGGUGGCAUCUACCAGCUACAUCGGCUACGGGAGAUGGGUUUAUCUGUGAAAGUCAUCGAUAUGGCAGGUGACGUCGGAGGCACUUGGUACUGGAACCGUUAUCCUGGCGCAAUGAGUGACACCGAGAGCUUCGUCUACCGGUAUUCAUGGGACAAGGAAGAUUUGCAGACUUACCCCUGGAGUCAUCACUAUGUCAAACAGCCCGAUGUCCUGGCGUACCUCACGCAUGUCGUGGACAAGUAUGAUUUGCGCAAGAACAUGCAACUCAACACAGAGCUUCUGUCUGCCGACUGGAACGAAGACACCAAAACCUGGCACAUUGAGGUUAGCACGGGAGAGACCUUUGUGGCUCGGCAUCUAGUAACUGCUCUCGGCCUCCUUUCAAAGGCGAACUAUCCGGAUAUUCCAGGGCUCAACUCCUUCAAAGGUGAAAUGUGCCAUACAGCAGCCUGGCGACCAGACAUCCAGUUGGCGGGCAAACGUGUGGGUAUCAUAGGAUGUGGUUCAACUGGCGUUCAGGUUAUAACAGACAUUGCCAGCCGAGUCAAGUCGUUAACAUGUUUUCAACGACAUCCACAGUACAGUGUCCCGAGCGGUAAUAAGCCAGUCAGCCCAGAAUAUAGAAAAUGGGUCAAUGAGAACUACGAUGAUAUCCUCUGUCAGGUCAAGAAUUCGAUCUGCGGGUUUGGCUUUGUCGAGUCUGCAGUCCCGUUUCAUCAAAGCUCGCCAGAGCAGCGAGAGCUGGUAUUCGAGGAACUUUGGAACCAAGGAAAUGGAUUUAGAUUCAUGUUUGGUGGAUUUUGUGACAUCUCGACAAACAAGGAGGCUAAUGAGGCAGCCUGUCAAUUUAUCCGGAAAAAGAUAUCUCAGGUUGUGAGAGACCCUGAAAAGGCACGGAAACUGACUCCCCAUGACUGGUAUGCACGAAGACCUUUGUGUGACGGAGGUUACUAUGAACAGUUCAACAGAGAGAAUGUUGACAUUGUGGACUUGAAGGACACGCCAAUGACAGCCAUCACCCAAGAGGGUAUUCAAACCAGCGAUGGAGUUGUGCAUAAGUUGGAUCUCAUUAUCUUCGCUACUGGCUUCGACGCCGUGGAGGGCAACUAUAAUCGAAUACGGAUAAAAGGACGCGGUGGUCGGACUCUGAAAGAGCAUUGGGACCCUCAGGGGCCUACGAGCUACUUAGGGGUUUCUGUACCAGGGUUUCCAAAUCUCUUCAUGAUCACUGGCCCUCAGGGGCCAUUCACCAAUCUUCCGCCGGCGAUUGAAGCACAUGUGGAAUUGAUAAGUCGCUGUAUAGAGCGCGCAGAGAAGGACCGGUUAGAUGGUGCCCAAGGUGUCAUUGAAGCUUUGCCAGAAGCUGAGAAGGAAUGGGGCCAAGAGUGUGAUAGGGCUGCAGAUGGAAGUUUGUUCAAGGAGACUGCGUCGUGGAUCUUUGGCUCUAAUGUGGCAGGGAAGAAGUAUGCUAUGAGGUUUUACUUUGGUGGUUUAGCCAACUAUUAUAAGUAUGUUCAAAGUAUGAUGGAUAAUGGAUUUCGCGGAUUUAAGUCGCCAGUAGAUAAUGCCUAA
Molecule: messenger RNA, 1614 nt
Organism: Venustampulla echinocandica
Lineage: Eukaryota; Fungi; Ascomycota; Leotiomycetes; Helotiales; Pleuroascaceae
Exons: 1
Coding region: 1-1614 (537 amino acids)
Molecular function (GO): N,N-dimethylaniline monooxygenase activity; NADP binding; flavin adenine dinucleotide binding
Source: RefSeq, a predicted model, not a curated record